AUGACUAAUGCUGCUCGGGAUCUCAUUCGUAUGACCGGAGUUUGUCGAUCUUGUAUAUCGGAACCAAUCUUCGAUGUGUUGUAUUUGCCAGAGAUACAAGGAACGAGAUGUUGGGGCAGUCCUUUCAGUUGGUUGGUAACAUAUGCUCUUGAUUUCGAAACUAGACCGUUUAAUCCAUUUUCCAGAACUAGAAUUCCCCUUCCUUCACUAAGUACUAUAGCCGAAGAAGAAGAUUGCUCACCUGGAGAAUUAUUUGAGUACUCUUUACGCAAACUUAUAUUAUGUACAAGUCCUGAAGAGUCUGAUUGUAUAGUUUUAGCAAAUACUUCGGAUGGUUGGUUCUUUGCAAAGCCAAGUGAUGAAGCAUGGACUCUUAUUGGUCUUAGUGAUCAUAACGAUUUAGAUGAUGCCAUUUAUUUCGAGGGUAAUUUUUAUGGCCGUCUACACACUGGUGAGAUUGUUUUUUGGGAAGCAACUCAUCCAAAAGUCGUACGAUUUGCCCCACCACCUCCUGAUCUGCGAUAUUUUUAUCCAGGCAUCAUCAUUAAUUAUCUAUUUGAUUUGGGUGGAAAGCUUUGUAUCGCAUGUCGCCAUGUCGAUACUUAUUAUGUAACAGUUGGAUUUGUGAUUUUCAAACUAGACAUGGACACGAAGAGUUGGGAGAAGAUUUAUUCAUUAGGUGAUAGGUCUUUGUUCUUGGGAAAUUGCUCCACUUCCGCCAUUGCCGCUGCUCAUUAUCCCGGUUGCAAGCCUAAUUGCAUUUACUUCUCAGAUGACAGUCCGUUGUUGGGUCCAACCACACCCUUAGAUGUGGGCAUCUAUGAUUGUCAAAACUUGAAAUUAGAAAAACAGAGAGAAAUAGUGAUUUUCGUGUCCGAAUGA
This is a messenger RNA of Gossypium raimondii (Peruvian cotton), 882 nucleotides long. RefSeq names its product F-box protein KIB4. NCBI's taxonomy places the organism in Eukaryota, Viridiplantae, Streptophyta, Magnoliopsida, Malvales, Malvaceae. The record is from RefSeq and is a predicted model, not a curated record. Bases 1 to 882 code for a protein of 293 amino acids. The transcript is spliced from 2 exons.